AUGUUGAUCACCCGGGGAUCAACUCUCCUGGCCGCCGUCAUCUCGGCUGGCUUCACCACGGCCUUUGAGAACCCAGUGAGAGAGCCUGCUCCUGAUCCGUCACUCGUAUUUGCAGGCGGCAACUACCACCUGAUCACCAUCGUCCGCUCCGACAAGCUGAGCGACCUCCCCAAUGGCGAGCAAAAGACCAUCUGGACCGACACAAACACCACCCGCAGCGCCAACAUGUGGGCACCCGAGCUUCACCAGAUUGACGGCGUCUGGUACAUGUUCUACUCCAGCUGCGACGCCAGCCUCUCGUGCUGCGACAGCUGCUCCACGCGCGUUCUGCAAGGCUGCGACGCUGCUGGCCCUUACGAUUGCGAGUUCCAGCACCUCGCCGACUUGAUCCCACCCGAGGGCUCAAGGGGAGGUCUCGACAACAACUUCGCAUUCAGCAUCGACGGCACGUUUCUCGAGGUCCCGGGCUUCGGCAGAUACCACGUUCUUAGCAUCAGAGACAACGAAUUUAACCAGGCUCUGGCCAUCACUCAGCUUGACACGGACAGCUGGACAGUCGGCGCCUGGCAUGUCAUUUCUAUUCCGGACCAGCCUUGGGAGAGGAACAUCACUGGGGCCAACCCGCCGCCUUCAGACGAUUUGAUCGGCGUCAAUGAAGCACCCCACCCCUUGUAUCAUGGCGAUGACAUCUGGUUGUGCUACUCCGCUUCCAACUGCGCCACGCCGAACUACUCCUUAGGUCUUCUCCACUGGAACGGCGGCGAUCCCCUCCUGAAGAGCUCCUGGGACAAGACAGGACAGGUCUUCUCCCAAGCCAAUGGGCUCUAUGGCACCGGCCACAACUCCUUCUUUACCUCUCCAGACGGAACCGAGAUUUGGAACGCUUUCCACGCGACAAGGAACUCGGCAGGAUCAUGCGGUGGAGAUAGAUUCACCUCUGCUCAGAUCGUCACGUUUGAUGACAACGACAACCCCAACUUUGGGGUUCCACAGCCGUUGGGGGAGAUCUUGACACCUCCGAGCGGAGAGGCGAACUGA
Colletotrichum chrysophilum is the source of this 1038-nucleotide messenger RNA. RefSeq lists its product as uncharacterized. The record is from RefSeq and is a predicted model, not a curated record. Gene Ontology annotation, molecular function: hydrolase activity, hydrolyzing O-glycosyl compounds. The transcript is spliced from 4 exons. NCBI's taxonomy places the organism in Eukaryota, Fungi, Ascomycota, Sordariomycetes, Glomerellales, Glomerellaceae. Gene Ontology annotation, biological process: carbohydrate metabolic process. Bases 1 to 1038 code for a protein of 345 amino acids.